Closterium sp. Yama58-4 is the source of this 1107-nucleotide messenger RNA. Lineage: Eukaryota; Viridiplantae; Streptophyta; Zygnematophyceae; Desmidiales; Closteriaceae. The record is from the annotation of a GenBank genome assembly.
AUGUGCAUUUGCACCCAACACUUACCGGAGACCUCGCCCACACUGAUGUGGACGGGGAAGGUUGGCGAUGCGUCGCGUUUCCGGGUCUGGGGUGCUCGUGCCUUUGUCCGCGAUACCACCGCGGACAAGCUCUCCGCCCGCGCUGUUCCUUGUGUCUUUCUUGGCUAUUCCCCUGACGCGCCUGGUUGGCAGUUUUACCACCCCACCUCGCGCCGUGUCUUUGCGUCUCAGGACGUCACGUUCGACAAGUCGGUUCCCUUUUACCGUCUCUUCCCCUACCGCACUGCCCCUCUCCCCCCCCCGCCGCUCUUUCUCGCUCCAGGUGCUCCCCAAGUAGACCCCCUCCCUGCUCCCAGUCCUGCUCCUUCAGGUGUGUCUCAGGUUGACCCUCCUCCCUUGACUGAGCCGGUUGAGGUCACUGGUGACUCGGGUCCUGCUGGGGGUGGUCCUGCUCGGGGUGCUACUUCUGGGGGUGCUGAGCCUGGGGGUGCGGAGCUUGGGGGUGCUGAGCCUGGGGGUUCGGAGCCUGGGGGUGCUGAGCCUGGGGGUGCGGAGCCUGAGGGUGCCGAGCCUGGAGGUGCUAAGCCUGAGUGUGAGGAUUCUGGGGUGCUGAGCCUGGGGUCCGCUGGUGCCUCGCCGCUGCACUCUCGUCGCCUACUUCCUCUCUCCCCACAGCAGCUGCGUGAGUGGUACGUUGGCCGUCAGGGUCGCGCUGCUGGAGCUGGGGGCCCUGCUGCUGGGGGCACUGGAGCUUGUGACUCUCCUACUAGAGUUGUUUCUGCUGGAGGUUCUGGAGCUGCUGAGGGUGCUGGCGCUGGAGGUUCUGGAGCUACUGGAGGUGCUGGCGCUGAGGGUGCAGGCACUGGAGGUUCUGGAGCUAUUGGGGGUGCUGGCGCUGGAGGUUCUGGAGCUGCUGGAGGUGCUGCUGCUGGUGGCGCUGGAGCUGGAGGUUCUGGAGCUGCUGAGGGUGCUGGCGCUGGAGGUUCUGGAGCUACUGGAGGUGCUGGCGCUGGUGGCGCUGGAGCUGGAGGUUUUGGAGCUGCUGAGGGUGCUGGCGCUGAAGGUUCUGGAGCUACUUGCGGAGAUAACUACUACAACGGGAGCUAG